This is a messenger RNA of Mauremys mutica (yellowpond turtle), 4904 nucleotides long. RefSeq names its product transcription factor 7 (gene TCF7). Gene Ontology annotation, cellular component: beta-catenin-TCF complex. Gene Ontology annotation, molecular function: DNA-binding transcription factor activity, RNA polymerase II-specific; RNA polymerase II cis-regulatory region sequence-specific DNA binding. Lineage: Eukaryota; Metazoa; Chordata; Testudines; Geoemydidae. Gene Ontology annotation, biological process: canonical Wnt signaling pathway; regulation of transcription by RNA polymerase II. The record is from RefSeq and is a predicted model, not a curated record. The coding region runs from base 163 to 1728 and encodes 521 amino acids. The transcript is spliced from 14 exons.
UUUUUCUAAGCUACCAGAGACAUGCACGGGACCUGUUGUAUGUGAUCAACUGAGAUGAGGCGUUUCCUUUCCAUGGGAACUGUGGGGUUGUUGUUGUUUUUUUUCCCUUCAAACUGACGCCAGCACAGACGUGUCUAGGGUCUUUGGAAAUUGGCUGCGAAGAUGUUUAAAUUUCAUGUUUCCGGACCCUCCGGGCAAGACGAAGGGGAGCAAGAGGAGAAGAUCCAGGAAAACGCCUUCACCGAGCGCGAUCUGGCCGACCUCAAGUCCUCGCUGGUGAACGAGUCGGAGAGCAACAGCAGCCCCGCGGCCGCGGCGGCCGAUCCGGAGGCGAUCCGGCGUGUGCAGGAUCCUCAAAGGGUUUAUCAGGAGAAACUCCCGGAUCACAUGGAAGAUGGUAUAAAGCAUCAGGACACGGGGAUGUACAAAGGAUCUGCUUAUUCUGGCUACCCUUUUCUAAUGCUCUCAGACCCUUAUCUGCCAAAUGGAUCUAUGUCACCUUUGUCCAACAAGGUUCCUGUAGUGCAGCCGUCCCACGGAGUCCAUCCACUCACCCCACUCAUUCCAUACAGCAACGAACAUUUCAGCCAUGGCUCCCACUCACCACACCUGCCAGCCGACAUCAACCAGAAACAAGGUGUGCACCGUCCUUCCCAAACAUCGGAUAUCCCUGGUUUCUACUCCCUCCCUCCCGGCGGGGUUGGACAGAUAACACCCUCUAUGGGAUGGCAGAGCCAGUCUGUCUAUCCGCUCCCGUCAUGUGGAUUUAGACAGCCGUAUUCGUCAGCGCUCUCUGCUGGGGCUACUUUCUCCAGGUUUACACAUCCCCUGAUGCUGAGCUCUGGAAUGCAUACCACUGGAAUCCCUCAUCCAGCCAUAGUACCCCACUCCGGGAAGCAAGAAAUGGAUCAUUACGACCGGAGCAUGAAACCCCAACCAGAACCAAAGAGAGAGAAGGAAGCCAAGAAGCCCACUAUCAAGAAGCCCCUGAAUGCUUUCAUGUUGUAUAUGAAAGAAAUGCGGGCAAAAGUCAUUGCUGAGUGCACCCUGAAAGAAAGUGCAGCUAUCAAUCAGAUUUUAGGAAGGAGGUGGCACGCACUGUCCCGGGAGGAGCAGGCCAAGUACUAUGAACUGGCCCGGAAGGAACGGCAGCUUCACAUGCAGCUCUACCCAGGCUGGUCUGCUAGAGAUAACUAUUCUUCAGGCUCUUCAGCCCGUGAACACACUCAGUUAUACUCAGGGCCCCUGGAAUUCUGCGGCACUUCAGGGCCAGUUUCUGCGGCAAGGGGAAAAAAGAAAAGACGAGCAAGAGAAAAGCAGCAAGACUCCAAUUCAGAUCCCGCCUCUCCUAAGAAAUGCAGAGCUCGCUUUGGCCUCAACCAACAAACGGACUGGUGCGGCCCAUGCAGGAGGAAAAAGAAGUGCAUUCGGUACUUACAAGGAGAAGGACCCUGUUCCAGCCCAGUUUCUUCCGAUGGAAGUGCUAUAGACUCCCCUCCCUCUCCUCUGGAUACACUCCAAUGCAUAUCCUCUGCUUUUACUUCAGACAAGCUUGCUACACCUGCUGAUUUCGCACACGAAGAACAACGCAAUCCUUUCCCUACCUCUAUUCAUGUCAAAAGCGCUCCAUGCUCCUCUGGACUGACCACUCACUGCUCAUCCACGCCAAAUGUAGCAGUAGCAUCCAGCGACUCCUCAGAGUACAGUGUGCCAUCAACAGGAACAUAGUACCACACUGUACUAGUCAACACUUACUAAUGCAUGGGGCACUUUGCUUGUACCAAGUGGUUUUGCUGCCCAUUGAAAUGGACUGGAGGCCCAUCCAAAUUACCCAUCAUGCUGUAAAACUGUGUUUUCAGAGUCAAGGGACAGCUGUGUCCUGAGCCCCCAAAUGAUUCAAAGAUGCCGGAACAGUCAACGUUUUUAUCUAGAGCAAAGAUAGAAAAAUGGUGUCUCCCUCUAUAAAAAGGGUGAAAUGAGGACUCGCCAAAAUUAAAAAUGCCAAUCAGUAAACAAAUAUUUCAUCCCCACCCUGAGCUUCCUUUUACUGCAUCAUCUGCUCAAGUAGCUGAAAGUGAAAACUGACUCCCUGGCUUGUUGCAUUAGAUGGUAGGUGCUUAAGCAUUGGUUUCUGUUUCUUGCAUCCCAAACAGCUUUGAAUUGUAGCCAGUCACCGAUCUCCGGUAGCUAUUUCACCAUGGAGUUAGGAAAGCUGGUACAGGAGCCCAUCUCUGUCUGAGAGCUAAAUGUUGGGAAGCUAGAUUUCACUCUGACUGGCUUUUAAGAAAAAAGUGAAAUAUAGGCAAAUGAGGUGAAUAUUAUUAAACUUCUUGUUCAAGGACAAGAAACUAUUGUUUACAGGUAACAGGUCUUUCCAGACAUGUCCAGUUCUCUUAGCAUAUAGAACGGCAGACAAACAGUGAGAGCACUCAAGGCAGAAAAGGAAGCUUGGACUGGCUGCUUGAAGGUCUAUCUAUCCAAUGUUUCAUUGUUAUAGAGCUAAAAUACAAUAGUAACAUGUCAGUCAGGUGCAGAGUCCUCCUUACUGCUCAGGUUGUUCACAGUAAACACUGGAGAGUCAGACUCCUUCCAUAAGGGACCUUGCAAAGGCUCAAAGUAGAUCCCAUUUGCCAUUAAGGCCUUGAUCCUAUAAGUCCUUGCACAAGAACUGCAGCAGGGUGCAUGAGAUUAUUAAGAAUCAGCCCAAGUGCAAGUAGAGGCUAUCUGUAAGGUCAAAGCAUGGCCUGCUGCACAGAGCUGAUGUAACUCUCAAGUCCCUGUGCCCUAACUCCCUUACUCUUACAAACCCAGGGGAAGGUUGACAGUGGACAUGGGCUUGAGCAUGGUCAUCACGUUAAUGAGGUGCUUAGCGCCACUGUUCAGCCUUUCUCCCUGGAGAGGCAGGGAUUCUGAAGCAGAACACAGAGUCCCUGCUGCAGGGUUUUGCCCCCCUCACCUUUAACCUCAGGUGUCACUUUGCAGUGCAGGAUCAAGCUCGCGUUGUGGGUGUAAGUGAAAUGAGCUGGUAUACAGCUUCUACUAGCUAGUUACACUGGUGAAGAUUUUACAAUGCAAAUGAUUUCCUCUCUACUCCCUUUCCCAGCUAGUGGCUGGCAAACAUUAAUACAGUCUCUCUCUCGAAAGGGUCUAAGGAUUGCUGAUUUUUUUUUAUAUUUUGAGCCUGGUGAACGAAAACCUUUAGGGGCCAGUUUCUGAUCUCAGCUCCACUGAUGUAAAUCCAGAGUUAUUCAACAAAAGUAACUGGCAUGACUCCAGAUUUACACCAUUGUAACUAAGAUCAGAAUCCAGAUCCUUGUGGGUUUUUUCCUGCUUUAUAAAAAACGUAUUCUAGAGCAGUGAAUUUCCAACUUUUGUACUGGUGCCUCCUUUCACAUCACAAGCCUCUGAGUGCGACCUCCCCCCUUAGAAAUUAAAAACACUUUUUUAUAUAUUUAACACCGUUAUACAUGCUGGAUGUAAAGAAGGGUUUGGGGUGGAGGCUGACAGCUUAUGACCCCCCCCAAUAACCUCACAACCCCUGAGGGGUCCCAACCCCCAGUUUGAGAACCCCUGUUCUAGAGUGAAGAGAAGUACCAUAAAACAUGGGGGGGGGGCAGGGAGACUAUUUUUUUCUAUUGUACACAAUAGGAUUUGGAAUACUGAAUACAAAUUUCAAGUAGUAGUAUAUAGGCUUGCAAGAAAUUUAAAGGGACCUUUAAUAGACAAACUAUUUUUGUAUUUUUUUCUUAAGGCAACAAAACCUUUUUUUAUAUAUGUUUAUUUCAACUUAAUAGGUUUCUAUAUCAGAGACUGAAGAUUAGAAAGCUGCUUAUAGUGUAGCACACCAUAGUUACUGGUUUCCUCCACCCCCUUUAGUUCCUUUUGCUUCAAGCUGCUGUAGAUUUUUGGGGGGUAAGGGGGGAGAACCAUGCAAAUUCUUUGCAAGAAAAUCUAAAGCUGUUGCUUUAUUAGUCUCCAGUCUCUGUGCAACUGUAACCUCCCAUUAGUACUAAUAGAAGUUACAAGCACCAAUCCAAAAGAUCUUAUUUAACCCUUAGACCACUGACAUUAUCUAACCUGCCACACAUGUCUACAUAAAAGCAUAUGCUGACAGUCACCACAGGCUUAAUGAUGUAGCACUGGAUCAAUAUUUGAACUAGUAGCAUUUGAAUGAUUUCCAACCAGUGUGGAAGACAGCGUGGCCAAGUGGUUAAAGCUGAGGUAGGUGACUGUUUGCAGCUUAACCACUGACUGUGACCUUACGCGAGUCUCGUCACUGCUCCGUGCCUCAGUUUCCCCACCUGUAAAAUGAGAGUGCCAAUAUUUUUUCAAGUGCUCAGAUUCUCAGAUGUAAGGUGCUGUGGCCAUGACAAGUAUAUUAGUAUUAAAACCACAAGACAUGCUUCAGCUAUAGCAUGGGUUAGUGGUUGGGUAUGUUAGUCAAAAAAUUGGGUGUGACAAGUGAAACCUGCACCAACUGUGGUUGUACAAAACAAAUGUAACCUACCCCCUCAGCAGAUAUCACAGAAGAGUACAAAUGGACAAACAAAUGUGGCUAGCUAACAGGCCAGGAAGCUAUGGGGGGAAAAAGUCCUGCAGUAUGUAAAUAGCACCAUUUGACCAAGGGCCAAACUCGAUGCUGGAGUAAACAGACACCACCACCAUUGACUUCAGCAUUCAGUGGCAGUUGCACCUACUUAGUCUAAUGCUAACUGGGACCCCAGAAGUGCAUGGCAGCAUGUGGUAUGGUACAGGGAUGCAUUAAGUUGGGAAGGGCUCCCUGAUAUCACAGUCUACUCUUAGUUGAUUUCCAUUUCCCACUGUUGCAGGAUCUGCUUAGUGGCACUCUAGCUAACAGCCCCUGUUCCUCCUACAGCUUUUCCACUUGCCCACUUCGGGUGGAA